AUGCCAACCCUUCAAACCCUCCCUCUCGAGCUACACGAAAAGAUUUCAUCUUAUCUCAUCCCAAGGGACAUCGGAUCUCUAGCACUAUCCUGCAAACCCCUCUUCCACUAUCUCGGACCCGAUAAUAGGUUAUUAUGGCACCACCUUCUUGCGCGUGGGGCGGCCGCCGGUCUGAAAAGUUAUCCCGCGGGGUAUCAUAAACUACUCGCGGAGGCACACGCAGCAUCGUAUAAAGUCUUCGACGACAGUGGGGCUAGAGAUUAUUGGUCCGAAGCUUGUUGUAUAUUUUCUGGGAAUAUGGCUGAGGGGUGUAGGCUUUGUUUGGCGAUUUCGAUGAGAGGUUCGGAUAGGGAGAUUACGCAUCCGACUAAGAAGGGAGUACGGGUGACGAAGAAAUAUUGUAAAAGAUGCGCUGUUGAUUGGUUUGUUCAGGUUCGAAAGUUCAAAUCUCGAUAUCCGGAGAUUAAACUACCAGUUACUUCGACUCUUCCAGGAUUUGGAACGUCUAGCCACGGUGUUGUCGCAAUAUGGAUAGCGAUAAGACAUAUCGAGGAUCAAAGCCGAGGUGUGCCCUACGAAAUCGCUCGUACGCCAUCAAAUCGGUUCAUCGCGAGUUGGGUACAUCAGGGAAGGCCUAGGACUGAAGCCAUACAGCUCGAUGAAGCCGUGAAGUUCGUCGUUGAGAUUUAUAAAAGGGAGUAUAAGCAUAUACAGAUCAUAAUCUCGGACAAGAAGUUAUAUGCCGUUUUUACGAACUGUUUGGAACUGGAGAAUUUUUGUCCUAGUAUCGCUGAGGUGUUUUGCUUUGAGCAGUCUGGUUUUGGCGCUGUUAUUGUUGAGAUUUCAAAGAUGCUAGGCGCUGGUGAUGAUAAUGAUUCUAGAAAGGCUGCAGAAGAAUUGGCAACUAAUAUCGCUAUUGAAAGAAUACUCUCAAAGAUGUUUUGCAAGCCAGACGAUUUCCAUCCGGAACGCUUGUCCGCUCCGAACUGCAUUCUUUUGGCAAUGGAGAUGUCGUCUGCGUUGGAAAACAAAGCGUUAUCAUGGCUCCUCAAGUUUUCUUGUUUAUAUUCUCCACCAUACAAGGUUAAUGACGACGAAGAAGGGGGUGAUGACGGCGAAUAUGACGGCGAUGAUGAAAAAGCUGUGUGUUAUUGGUGUUUAAGAGAGGCCAAAGGGGGGAAAAGAGAGACAAACAGUUCCUUUAAAUUUAUGAAGGAUGAUUUAGGGGGGGUUAAUUCCAUUUCUUGUGACUGGAUUGUUACGCAUGUGAUGACCGCACACAGGGAGAUGUUAUGGGUUAGACCGAAGGGGAGGAUGCACGAGUUACAAAUAUGCGCAGGGCAACUUACGGAGGAAUCGGAAAGCGAGGUGGAAGAGCUUUUAGGGACGAAGUUUAAUUUCGAGAACGAGGAGUUAGAAGAUAUUCCUGCGGAGUCAGUGGGACACGAUGGAGAGUUUUUGACGGAAUCAACGUACUUUGUUAUGUAG
Messenger RNA from Orbilia oligospora ATCC 24927, 1488 nucleotides. RefSeq lists its product as uncharacterized. The coding region runs from base 1 to 1488 and encodes 495 amino acids. The record is from RefSeq and is a predicted model, not a curated record. NCBI's taxonomy places the organism in Eukaryota, Fungi, Ascomycota, Orbiliomycetes, Orbiliales, Orbiliaceae. The transcript is spliced from 2 exons. Gene Ontology annotation, molecular function: protein binding.